This is a messenger RNA of Colletotrichum navitas, 925 nucleotides long. RefSeq lists its product as uncharacterized. The record is from RefSeq and is a predicted model, not a curated record. The transcript has a single exon. The coding region runs from base 42 to 716 and encodes 224 amino acids. Lineage: Eukaryota; Fungi; Ascomycota; Sordariomycetes; Glomerellales; Glomerellaceae.
CUCCACUAUCCUAUCGGGAUCCAUCAACUUCCACGCUACCCAUGUUUUUUGUCGACAACCUACGUGCGUAUCGUAUCGGACGAGACGAAUGCCGAAUACCGGUAUUACCAAGAGACCAGCAUUGCCUGCCUACCCAGCAACAGAACCACGCAGCUGGGCAGGGUACCAUUGGCGAAUCGAUACGACGACUCCUGCAGCCAUCCAUCGCAUUGCGCUUGGUUUCUUUGCCCAUUGACAGGCCCCCCCGUCACCUUUUCCAAGCCUUCGGAACUGUCUCCUCCUCGUCCUCGUCCUCCUUCACCAGCGCCGUGGGAUUGAUGGUCUUACCACCGCUCAGAGCUCCGAAUUCUCAAGGGGGAACAAGGGAACAAACGAAGAGCAAGGCACAGACGGCAAUCCUAGCCCAUGGCGUCGGAUGCCAAAGCAAGGACCGCUGCUACGCUAGUCAACGUCGUCGCAACGAUCCAGCACUCAUCCCAGUUCCGUCAUGCCCGCCAUCAGGGAGCAGGAAACACUGGCCGCUUGCCUGGGGUUCCAUCCCAUUCUUAAUUAUCUACGGAGUAUUAAACAGGAACAUUACCCCCCUUUCCCAGUCCUUCGGGUCGCUGUGUCUCAGAUGCUCCUCGUUCCCCUUUGGAAAAUCUCCAAUCUGGCACCACCAUCAUCAGCACCCCGUGCAUUCCGCCCUCUGUUUCUUGCUGCGUGACAGCCCGUAACGACCUACCGGGUACGUCAAUUAACCCGAGCCCGCGUCCGUGGGAAGUGUCCGUGUUGCAACGGUUCUGCGUGUCGCCGCUGCUGUGUUACAUUCUGCCCCGUCGACUCACCAUUCGUGUAAACGACGCGACGCUGCGAGCUACUGGGAAACUAAGAAGCAUAUACCCCGACUUACAUGCAAGGUGUGUGAUGCCCCGACACCCUCCUC